Messenger RNA from Meyerozyma guilliermondii ATCC 6260, 1089 nucleotides. It is a transcript of the gene YVH1, whose product is annotated as tyrosine protein phosphatase. The record is from RefSeq and is a predicted model, not a curated record. NCBI's taxonomy places the organism in Eukaryota, Fungi, Ascomycota, Pichiomycetes, Serinales, Debaryomycetaceae. Gene Ontology annotation, biological process: protein dephosphorylation. The transcript has a single exon. Gene Ontology annotation, cellular component: nucleus. Gene Ontology annotation, molecular function: protein tyrosine/serine/threonine phosphatase activity. Bases 1 to 1089 code for a protein of 362 amino acids.
AUGCAAACACAUAACUCAAUUUCGUUAAUACUUUCUUAUUCUCUCUUUCUCUCUUUCUGCACCCGAACACCCGCAGCUCAUCUCAUCGCCUCACUCUUUCACCACAUGCUUCAUCGUAUUCUUGGAGGCAUCUACCUCUCUUCUUACGAGCCAUUGAGGAGCAACGAAAAUCUCGAUGCAUACAAUAUAACACACAUUCUUUCGGUGGUUCCUGGACCAAUUCCAGAAUCAUAUACUACAAAGUACCAGUGGAAACAAGUUCCAAUUCUUGAUCUUCCAACGGAAAAUAUCAUUCAAUAUUUCCCAGAAUGCAAUGAUUUCAUAGACAGGGCUUUGUUUCCUGAAGGAAAACAGCCUGGUGUCACUCAACAUGGCGGAGCAGUGCUUGUGCAUUGUCAAGAAGGUGUUUCGAGAUCGGUGACAGUGGUGAUGGCAUACUUGAUGUACCACUACAAGCUCUCUGUUCUGCAAUCUCUACAUGCUGUCAAGCGACGGAAUGGUGCUGCAGAGCCUAAUACGGGCUUCAUGGAGCAGCUCCAGUUGUAUUUUGACAUGAACCUCACUCUAGACACAAAUAAUCCCGACUACAAAAAGCUCUUGGUAAACUUGAAUCUUCGCAAAGAUCCCAGCGGAAAAUCACUUAUGGACAUCUAUGGAAGCAAUACCAGCCCCCAGGACACUCCAAAAGUUCAUAAUGCUCAGCUAAGGUGCAAGCGCUGCCGGCAGGUACUUGCCUUGAGCUCACAAAUCGAAACUCAUGUACCACCAGAAGCUGAUUCUCGCCAAGCUCAAUUCAUAAAAACAGCCCCAAAUUCUCGUCGAAUCAUCGAUGUGAAGCCAGCGUCUCCAUCGUGCUCGCAUUACUUUCUUACGGAGCCUUUGAACUGGAUGAAAGACGAACUUCAAGGAAAGGGAGAAUUAGAUGGGAAGUUUCAGUGCCCUAAAUGUAAUAGCAAAGUCGGAGGAUAUAGCUGGAAAGGUACUCGGUGUUCAUGUGGAAGGUGGAUGAUCCCAGCUUUGCAUGUGCAAACUGCAAAAGUGGACUUUGUGAAGACAGGAGGAAGCCAAAAACUUGUAAUAGGUGAGUAG